GUUUCUCCACCUGAGAAGGCUCCUAUGAAACCUCAUCUCUUCAUUUCUUCUCUUUAUAACCCAUCCUCCACACACUCUCUUUUCCACUCAAUUUUCUCUUCAACUUUGAAUUUGAACAUAAAUAGUUUACAUUAAUUACUUUCUCCAACAGUGUUUGAUUAGAAGAAGAAAAAUGGGUUCAUCACCACAAGGAACUUGUAGCUCACUUGAUUCCAUUAGGGAACAUCUUCUUGAUGAUGAUGUUGCUUUCAUGGAAUAUUACUGCUCUAACGCUUGUUUCUCUUUUGAAACUACUCAAACCUCAAAAACAGAGUUUGAUGGUUUUUUCGAAAUUGAGGCAAAACCACAUGUUAUCAGCUCAAAUUCUCCGAAGCAGAGUAACUUCAAAGAACGCAAGCCAUCUCUGAACGUUGCAAUACCCGCGAAGGCUGUUGUUGUACAGAAAGUGGAAGUUGAGAGUGAGAAGAAGCAUUACAGGGGAGUUAGACGAAGGCCGUGGGGGAAGUUUGCGGCGGAGAUUCGUGACCCGAAUAGAAAGGGGACUCGGGUUUGGUUAGGAACAUUUGAUACUGCUGUGGAUGCGGCCAAGGCAUAUGACAGGGCAGCGUUUAAGCUUAGAGGCAGCAAAGCAAUAUUGAAUUUCCCACUUGAAGUUGCUAACUUUAAGCAAUUCCAAAAUGAUGAUGAUGAUGAUGAUGUUGAGAUUCCACAGCCGGUGAGCAAUAAUAAUAAAAGGGUGAGAGAAACAGAGGAAUUAGUAAUGAAGAAGGAAGUGAAAAUAGAAGAGGAAAGAGACGUUGUUACUGCGUCACCAUUAACACCGUCGAAUUGGUCGGCUAUUUGGGAGGGUGGAGAUGAAAAAGGCAUUUUUGAGGUGCCGCCACUGUCUCCACAUAUGGUUCCCAGCUUCUGAUGAUCGGAAAUCGAACUACUCCACAAAAGUAAUUUUAAUUUGAAAUGUCAGUCAGUAUUGGGUAGAUGAAGGAUAAAUAUAUGGCACCUGACUCUAAAAUGUCUGAGGUGAUUUGGUGG
Messenger RNA from Solanum verrucosum, 1032 nucleotides. RefSeq names its product ethylene-responsive transcription factor 5-like. NCBI's taxonomy places the organism in Eukaryota, Viridiplantae, Streptophyta, Magnoliopsida, Solanales, Solanaceae. The record is from RefSeq and is a predicted model, not a curated record. Gene Ontology annotation, biological process: regulation of DNA-templated transcription; ethylene-activated signaling pathway. The transcript has a single exon. Gene Ontology annotation, molecular function: DNA binding; DNA-binding transcription factor activity. The coding region runs from base 173 to 913 and encodes 246 amino acids.